Crotalus tigris (Tiger rattlesnake) is the source of this 2204-nucleotide messenger RNA. RefSeq names its product T-box transcription factor 22 (gene TBX22). Gene Ontology annotation, cellular component: nucleus. Bases 186 to 1388 code for a protein of 400 amino acids. Gene Ontology annotation, molecular function: RNA polymerase II cis-regulatory region sequence-specific DNA binding; DNA-binding transcription factor activity, RNA polymerase II-specific. The record is from RefSeq and is a predicted model, not a curated record. NCBI's taxonomy places the organism in Eukaryota, Metazoa, Chordata, Lepidosauria, Squamata, Viperidae. Gene Ontology annotation, biological process: cell fate specification; positive regulation of DNA-templated transcription; regulation of transcription by RNA polymerase II. The transcript has 6 exons.
UUCUUUUUUCUUGUAUUCCCCCCCACCUCAAAUGCAUAGUACAGAUUAAUACUCUGGGUGUGGUAUAAAUGCUUUGGGGUUGGGGGAAAAAAACCCAACAGCUUGUUUGAAAGUUGCAGAAAGAUGUGAGGCUGGCAAGUGAAAUGUUACAGUAAGGUAACACAAAUUUUCUUUCAUGCAGGAGAAUGUUUCCUUCGGUCAGAGUUAAAGUAAAAGGUCUGGAUCCAGUGAAACAAUAUUAUAUUGCUAUAGACGUGGUCCCAGUGGACUCGAAAAGAUACAGGUAUGUCUAUCACAGCUCGCAGUGGAUGGUGGCUGGAAACACGGACCAUUCGUGCAUCACACCCCGGCUUUAUAUGCACCCGGAUUCCCCCUGUUCAGGAGAGACAUGGAUGAGGCAGAUCAUCAGCUUCGACCGGGUGAAGCUAACCAACAAUGAGAUGGACGACAAAGGGCAUAUAAUUUUGCAAUCAAUGCACAAAUACAAGCCCAGAGUCCACAUUAUCAUCCAGGAUUCCCGGUUUGAUCUCUCCCAGACCCCAUCUUUGCCUGCAGCUGGUGUUCAGACGUUCUCUUUCAAAGAAACCGAAUUUACGACGGUCACCGCUUAUCAAAACCAGCAGAUAACAAAACUGAAGAUUGACCGGAAUCCCUUUGCUAAAGGAUUUCGAGAUCCUGGAAGAAACAGAGGAGUUUUGGAUGGACUUUUGGAAUCCUAUCCGUGGAGACCAUCGCUGACCUUAGAUUUUAAGCAUUUUGGGACAGAGCAACCAAGUGGAAGUUCCGGCUCUUCUCCUGCAACGCCCUCUGGGGGGACCCCAUCACCUCUCAGCUCUCUCCUUUCUUCUGCGGGUUCUCCUCCCACCCUUCACCUCUCCGCAACCAAUCUUGGCAUGCCCUGCCCAGAUUCUUACCUGCACCACCUUGGUCUACCCAUCUGCUACAAGAUUUGCCCUACCAACCUUUUAAGACAGCCGUCCCUAAUGUUCCCAAGCCACCACAAGUUGGGAAGUGCCCCCGGUCCUCACUUUCUGCCCCACUUCAUGGUGGAGGUGCCCACUUUGUCGUCUCUGAGCAUUGGCGAUGUCAGAAGUGGCAAAGCAGAAGAUCUAGAGGGAGUGGUGUCCCAAGGGCCCAGUUCUGCUGGCCAGAUGUUGUAUGGCUUGCAUGCAUCUGGAAAUAUUUUCCCAUCCGCGCCCGUUGCCCGAGAAACUUUAAACUGUGCCUUGCACCCUCCUUACGGGCUCUACAGUUAUAACUUUUCAAUGCCUUCUAGGUUAAUGAAUUCACUGAACCACUUCAAACUGAGCAGUGGCAUGCCACCACUGCUCCAGGACAGCAGGUGUAACCAUUCCGCCUGGACAUCCACGGUAAAUCACUGCCUCUAAAAAGACUUCUAACCUCUCCAAAGCAGGGUUAUGUCAGGCCACGAACAAUACCUGGAUCUCAUCCUUCACUGAACACGAAUGGACUACAAGGUUUGGAACACUGCAAAACACAAGGAGAUAGAUCAAAUGGCUUCCUGAAAUUUUCUUCCUGUUUAUUGACAGGGAAACUAUGUACACACCUUAGUGGGUGGGGGAAUAAGUUGGGGAAUAAGGAAGAUGAAUUUGACAGAGGUUUGCAAGUUCCCUUACCAGGAUGACGGGAGUGAAACAUAUUUAAGGUCCACAACAGGUAGAUAAUAUUCAGAAGUGGCUCAGACAGACAUCUCCUGAAUUCAGCAAACUAUAAAAAGUUGGAGGAGGAAGUACAACACAAGACUGUUACCAGCCCUGCUAUGCAAACCAGAAUGAGAAAUUAUUUUUGGGAGGGAGGAACCUUAACCAAACUCUAAGCAAGCUGUGUCACUGACUGUCUUGAGAACAUCUGAUAAAGAGAUCAAAAGCACUAUGAACCAGUUAGCAUCAGAGAUGUUCUUCUGUGUGUAGGAAAGAGAGGGUCACAACUGCUAAUUUAUUUGGUUGCUUUCAUGGGCCUGGCUAAAAAGGAAAGCUGUUCUUUGAAUAUUUGCACUUUGCAGCAGAAUUUAAAUAUCGUGUCAUGAUUGAAAUGUAAUGUGAUCCCAAUGUUCAUGAGAUUUUUGUAUCUUUCGUCUGAGAAUUAUUUUGAGACUAUCACUUAAUCCUCAAGUUGGUUUCAUGGCUCUUUUGAAGAGCUCAUGCGACUCAUUCUUUUCUUCAAUGGUUCCCUGAGUAAAGGAC